Molecule: messenger RNA, 5377 nt
Organism: Stereum hirsutum FP-91666 SS1
Lineage: Eukaryota; Fungi; Basidiomycota; Agaricomycetes; Russulales; Stereaceae
Product: beta and beta-prime subunits of DNA dependent RNA-polymerase
Exons: 15
Coding region: 1-5265 (1754 amino acids)
Biological process (GO): DNA-templated transcription
Cellular component (GO): RNA polymerase I complex
Molecular function (GO): DNA-directed RNA polymerase activity; DNA binding
Source: RefSeq, a predicted model, not a curated record
AUGAACAUCUCACGCCCCAUCCCGUCGACCAUCACGAGUCUUUCCUUUUCUUUCCUCACCACCGAAGACAUUCGCCGCAUCUCAGUCAAGCAAAUAGUCAACCCCGUCUUGCUCGAUGACCUGAACAGACCAAACCUUGGCGGUCUUUAUGAUCCUGCUCUUGGGCCUUCCUCAAAGGAGGAUUUGUGCUCGACAUGCCACCUGAACUACUUCGCCUGCCCAGGCCAUUUCGGCCAUAUCGAACUUCCCAAUCCCGUAUUCCACCCCCUCUUCAUGAUGAACAUGUAUAACCUCCUCCGGGCCACAUGUCUCUUCUGUCACAGAUUUAAAAUGAGCCGACCAACGCUUUUGAAAUACCAGGCAAAAUUGCGCUUACUUGAAGCAGGACAGUUGGAGGCUAUCCAGAUGAUUGACGAGAUGAACAUCGUUACCAAGACGGAUGAAGACGCAAUGGACGAUGACGCCCCUGGCGAAACCGUCGAUGCGUAUGAAGCCCGCCUGGAACUCUACAUCAGGCUCACGCUCUCGCGCGCAUCAGGAAGCAAGAGAGAUGCGUACAAAGACAGCCUGGUCUUCCAAGCUCGGAAGGACCUGAUCAUGGAAUUCUUGAAGGCAGCCAUUGUGAAGAAGUGCACUCCCUGUGGCGCGCACGGUUAUACUUUCCGCAAGGAGGGCCACACGAAAAUUAUUGAGUAUGAUCUCACUCCAAAACAAAAAGCUAUGCACGACGCACUUGGUCUUCGACGUGCCAACGUUCUUCACGAAAUCCAUACCUCCAAAAAUUCAUCCGCACCCGACUCCUCUACAGUGGAAGACCCGGACGUCGAUAUGUCCGAAGACGAAGGUGCUGGCGACGCUACAUUCUCCGACGACGAGGAAUCCGAUUCCGCACAACAGGAGGACCGCGUAGAAGGUGUGGCCCGAGCGGCCAAUGGUAAAAUCAAAGGCGCCCGCGGUCGUAACGAGCGCAUCAUGCCUCCUUCAGAAUGCCGCGCCCAUCUACGUCGUCUGUUCCAUAAAGAGGCGACGAUGUGUGCUAUGCUCUAUGGACGGCAUGGGCCCCUUGCACCCGUCAAUGCCGCAGGACUAUCUAUGGCCUCCGCGGAUAUGUUCUUCAUGGAGGUCGUACCCGUUGCGCCUACCCGUUUCCGUCCUCCAGCAAUCAUGAACGAUACGAUCUUCGAACAUUCACAGAACGAGCUGCUUGGCAAGGUUCUGAAUACGACUUAUAGGCUGCGGGACGUGAACGAGAGUUUGAAGGUGGCGUCGGUGAAGGAGGAGGCGUUCAACGAAGAGGAGAGGAGGAGAUUAUUGGGGACCCUGUUGGAGACAUUGGUGCAGCUGCAGAUCGACGUUAACAGUUUUAUCGAUAGCAGUAAGAAUCCGGCACCGGUGAAGCAGGGGAAAUUGCCACCUCAGGGUGUGAAGCAGGGGUUGGAAAAGAAGGAGGGGUUGUUCCGAAAACAUAUGAUGGGUAAACGAGUGAACUACGCUGCUCGAUCCGUCAUCUCUCCGGACGUCAAUAUCGAGCCGAACGAGAUCGGUAUCCCACCUGUAUUCGCUCGAAAACUUACAUUCCCCGAACCUGUCACCACUGCCAACAUCCACGAAAUGCGGCAGCUCGUCAUCAACGGGCCUAAGAUAUACCCAGGCGCUUCGAUAGUCGAGUAUGAGGACGGCAGCCAACAGUUCCUCGAUAAACUGACGGUUGAGCAAAGAACGGCCAUCGCGAAUCAGCUCUUGACGCCACAGGGUAACACCAACGGUCGAUCCGGCUUCGGCUUGUCUACGCGGACAGCGUCGGUCAACAAGAAGGUCCAUCGUCAUCUGAGGGACGGUGAUAUGUUGAUAUUGAACCGACAGCCUACGUUGCAUAAACCGAGUAUGAUGGCGCAUAAGGCGAGGGUGUUGAAGGGCGAGAAAACGAUUCGAAUGCACUAUGCUAAUUGUAACUCGUAUAACGCUGAUUUCGAUGGUGAUGAGAUGAAUAUCCAUUUCCCCCAGAACGAGGUCGCACGAGCAGAGGCCAUGCUCAUUGCCAACACAGACAACCAGUACCUCGUCCCGACUUCGGGAAAGCCUCUCCGUGGUCUCAUCCAGGAUCACGUUGUUGCCGGUCUUUGGAUGACGAACCAGGAGACGUUCUUCACCCGUGAAGAGUACUUUCAGCUCCUUUAUGGAGCACUACGGCCUGAGGACGAUACGUUCCAUGAGAGUGGGAGGCUGAGGACCUUGCCGCCGACGAUAUGGAAGCCAAAGCCUUUGUGGACCGGAAAGCAAAUUAUCUCGACCGUCAUGCUCAACAUCACUCCGACGCACUCACAAGGGCUCAACCUCUCCGCCAAGGCCAAGGUCCCUCAAUCGGCCUGGGGACCCGGCUCGCAGGAAGGCGAAGUCAUUUUCAUGCACGGCGAACUCCUCUGCGGAACACUGGACAAGUCCGCCUUCGGUGCGAGCGACUACGGUCUCGUGCAUUCCGUCUACGAGCUCUACGGAGCUGACGUCGCCGGCCGUCUUCUCGGUGUCCUCAGCCGCCUCUUCACCAAGUUCUUGCAGCAUCGCGCUUUUACUUGUCGUAUGGACGAUCUCACGCUCACGGACGCGGGUAACGCGAAGCGAACGGAGUUGAUCAGGAAUGCAGCGAACUUUGGUACGGAGGGUGCGAUGGACAAUUUCCCUUCGCUCGCGGAUACGCCUGCGCACGAGAAACAUGCCGCGCUCACGAGAUUGCUCCGGGACGUUCUUCGCGACGAUAACAAGAUGGCCGGGCUCGAUAUGACCGUCAAGACCAAGCUCGCGAAAUUGACCAAAUCCAUCGCAGACGCCGUCAUGCCUAACGGACUCUCCCGCAAAUUCCCGCACAACCACAUGCAGGCCAUGACCCAGUCCGGAGCGAAAGGUAGCGCGGUGAAUGCUCAGCAGAUCUCGUGCGCGCUCGGACAGCAGGAGCUCGAGGGUCGUCGAGUGCCGGUGAUGGUGAGCGGUAAAACGCUCCCUUCGUUCAAGCCUUUUGAAACGAAGGCCAUCGCGGGUGGAUACGUCGCCAGUCGGUUCUUGACCGGCGUGAAGCCCCAGGAGUUUUUCUUCCACUGUAUGGCUGGACGGGAAGGUCUCAUCGAUACGGCUGUCAAGACUUCGAGGUCUGGGUACCUCCAACGGUCGCUCAUCAAGCACUUGGAGGGCAUUCGCGUGCAUUAUGAUAAUACUGUGCGCGGGAGCGACGAUUCGGUCUAUCAGUUCCAUUACGGAGGGGAUGCGCUGGACGUGACGAAGCAGAAGCAUUUGUACCAGUUCGCGUUUAUGGCGCAGAACUUCAAGUCUUUACUCGAGAGGCUGCAGAUCCAUAGGCCACAAGGUGUGAUAGAUGAUAAGAAGGCAGUGAAGUAUAUGAGGAAAGUGUUGAAGAAGUCGGCGGAGAGGAAGGAUAAGGACACGCCGGCGAAGAGGGACGCGUUGGAGACGCCGAUGGAGAAGUAUAGCCCGGCCUUAUUUUUGGGCGCUACGUCGGAGAAGUUCGCGGAGAAGUUGGAAGCGUAUAUGAAGGCGAAUCCUGACGGGUUAUUGACUGGCGCUGACGACGAAGACGAGGAAGAGGACGAGGAUGCGGAGAUGGAGGAUGGGACGGCAGAGAGAAAGAUCAAGAGGAGAGAUCCGCUAUUAGCGCCGAAACAUUUGAAGAGCUUGAUGCUUUUCAAGUAUCUGAGGAGUCUGGUAGAGCCCGGAGAGGCCGUGGGUUUAUUGGCUGGUCAAGGUGUUGGGGAGCCAUCGACCCAGAUGACACUCAACACUUUCCAUUUUGCCGGUCACGGAGCAGCAAACGUCACCCUCGGUAUCCCCCGUCUCCGAGAAAUUGUCAUGACCGCCUCAACAAAGCCCAAAACCCCUUCAAUGACAAUGACCAUCCCGGCCUCCAUCCCCAUUCCCACCAUCGACUCCUUCUGCAAAAAAGCAUCCCGGUUGACUCUCGCACAAGUCAUCGACGUCGUCACCGUCACCGAAUCGUUGAUCGUGAACCCCAACGACCGAACUACGCGUACGAAACAUUUCACCAUCGACCUUGCGUUUUUCCCUCCGUCAGAAUACACAACGGAAUACGACGUUACUCCGAAAGAUGUCUUGGCGGUGUUUAGCGCGAUGUUCCCGUUGAUUUUGAGGAAGGAGAUCGUGGCGGAGAUGAAGAAGUUGGACGCAGAUCUGAAGAGCCAGAUGGCAGAGCUGGGGAAGGGAAAGAAGCCGAGUGGGGAUGGGGCCCCGGGUGCUGGAGACGACGAUGGGGAGGUGGACGAUAGUGCAGAGCCGAAGGGGAGGAGUGGAAAGGACGAUGAUGAGGAGAGUGAAGUUGGCGAUGGGGAUGCGUCGGGAGAGAAGAGGAGGAGACAGGCGAAGCAGGUGGCGACGUAUGAGUCGGACGAAGACGAAGAUGAGGAUGCAGGAAGUGAGGGUGAAUUUGGGGAUGCAGGCGUCGAGGCUGCAUAUGCAGAUAAGGGCGACAGUGAGGACGAGGAUGGUGACGGAGAGAAGAAGUCGAAGAAGUCGAAGAAGUCGAAGGUGUCGGGGUCAUUGAAGGCGGCGGUGGCGAAAGUCGAACAGGAUUUCUUGCAACAUUUCCCGCAGGCUACGUCUUUCAAGUUCACCGAGUCUGGGAGCACAAUUGAGCUUGAGUUCGGCUCUGACUUGCCCAAACUGCUUCUUGUUGGCAUCGUUGAGCGUACUUGCGUCAAGACUAUCGUCCGCGAAAUUCCCCAUAUUGCAGACUGUUUCCGUGUGCGUGAGGACAACAAGGAUGGUCGCGUUAAGGUCACGACAAACGGCUCGAACUUCAAGGGCAUGUGGCGUUUCGCCUGCAGUGGUGUGGAAAGCAUGAUCGAAGAGGACUCAAUCUACUCGAACGACAUCUACGCCAUUCUGAUGACUUAUGGAGUCGAGAUGGCUCGUGCGGCCAUUGUGAGAGAAAUGAGUGGCGUGUUCGACGUGUACAAAAUCGACGUCGACAGUCGCCAUCUAGAGCUCAUUGCUGAUUACAUGACAUUUGAGGGCGGCUACAAGCCGUUCAACCGAAAAGGGAUCGGGAUGCAUCCAUCACCAUUACUAAAAGCAUCCUUCGAGACGACAGCAGCGUUCUUGUCGGAGGCAACCCUCUACGGAGAUUUCGAUGAUCUUACGACGCCUUCAGGCAACCUAGUCGUCGGGAGACCCAGUCUGAGCGGGACGGGUGUGUUUGAUGUGGUUACACCGUUGAGUCCUGUUGGCGUCGUGGGAGCAUAGGCUUGAGGGUCUGCAGAAAUGUACUUUUUGUCUUGGGAUGGGUUCGGAUUCGGGUUCUAUUACUCGCUUUGUGUUGCUUGUCCUAUUGCUGUCUCCGAGCAUGCUAUUUAAU